GCGGGUGACGCGUUUUGCGCAUUUCCUGCAGCUCGCGCUCACUCACAGAUUCAGGAGAGAGAAAGAGAGGGGACGGGAAACGGAGGGGGCGCGCGCAAGGACCGAAAGGAGGAAAAAAAAAGCCCUAACGGGAGCGGAGCACCGUGAUGUAUCUGGGGUGCUCGUGAGCCCGAAAAAGACUGCAUUGAGGGGGGCACUGCUUUCCGAGAGUACGCGCAAAUAUCGCGGUACCGUGAGGUCGAAGCAAGGAGAUUAUCCCAGAGAAGAGCGAGCGAGGGGCUGGAAACGGAGCACCAAUCCCGGAUGGCUAGGCGCGGCUGCUCGCGCUCUCUCCCACCCUGACCCGGGAGGGACACACCAGGACCGUGGGGAGGCUCCGGGGCUUCGCGUGAACCCAACCGGGGCUCGUUAACCCGCAUUCCCCCUCGCUGCCGUUUCACAUAUCGGCCUGUUUCCGCCGAAACGGGAAUCUUGUGUGGCGCACGGGACCGACCGUAAACAAACAAGGCAGCCGCUCGGGUGGGAGAGUGUUCAGCAGGCGACCUCUGAAGGGUGUGAGUCUGCGUUGUUGCUGCAUUUUACAGAUCAGCUGUACUGUAAGCGUGUGUGUGUGUGUGUGUUCUGUGUGUGUGUGUGUGUGGAUAACAUAGUGUUCAGAUAUGGCUGUACUAGAGUGAGAGUCCAAGGAGCCAGCGGCAUUAUGGGAUGUAGCAGGACUGUGCAGUGACCCCGCUCAUUGGAAGGAAACGCUCUGUGUACAGGAGCAGGAACAGGCAGACUAGCCUAAACACACACACACACACACACACACACACACACACACACACACACACACACACACACAUCCCACCAGCCUGCAGCCAUGCCUGUGUUCAGUGGCCUGUUGAAGGUGCGAGUGUGUGAGGCAGUGGACCUGAAGCCCACACCAUGGGCCCUGCGUCAUGCAGUGGGGAAGAGUGGCUCCUUCCUGCUUGACCCUUACCUGGCCCUUAAUCUGGACCAGACCCGGCUCGGCCAGACCGCCACCAGGACGAAGACCAACAGCCCCGCCUGGCACCAGGAGUUCUGCACUGAGGUCCGAGAGGGAAGGAGCCUGGAGCUGUCCGUUUUCCACGAUGCGCCCAUUGGAUACGAUGACUUUGUGGCCAACUGCACCAUCCAGCUGGAGGACCUGCUGCAGAACGGGACCAGGCACUAUGAAGACUGGAUUGACCUGGAGCCAGAGGGGAAGGUGUACGUGGUCAUCGAUCUGUCCGGAUCCUCCACUGAAGCCACGGGGACCAAUGAGAAUGAGGAGCGGGUGUUUCGAGAGAGGAUCGGUCCUCGCCGGCGACAGGGCGCCGUCCGAAGACGCGUCCAUCAAGUCAAUGGACACAAGUUCAUGGCCACCUACCUGAGACAACCAACCUACUGCUCACAUUGCAGAGAUUUUAUCUGGGGCGUGCUGGGGAAGCAGGGAUACCAGUGUCAGGUGUGUACGUGUGUCGUCCACAAGCGCUGCCAUGAGCUCAUCAUCACCAAGUGUGCCGGGAUGAAGAAGCAGGAGGACACACCUGAGGAGGUGGGCUCACAGCGGUUCAGUGUUAACAUGCCCCAUAAGUUCAGUAUCCACAACUACAAGGUCCCCACCUUCUGUGACCACUGUGGCUCCCUGCUGUGGGGCCUCAUGAGGCAGGGCCUGCAGUGCAAAGUGUGUAAGAUGAAUGUGCACAGGCGGUGUGAGACCAAUGUAGCUCCUAACUGCGGUGUGGACGCCCGAGGGAUCGCUAAGGUCCUGUCUGACCUGGGAGUCACGCCUGACAAGAUCUCCAACACCGCACAGCGCAGGAGGAAGUUGACUCCAGGGCAGGACCCUCCCCAGUCUCCUCCUGAGCUCUCCCAGACUGAGGAGAACAGCUUCAGCCAGCCAGCUGUCCCCACCUCCCCCUCCCAGCAGGACUUGGCACAGUUAGAACGCCUGCAGGACGCGCUGUCACUCGACCAGCAGGGACCCCAGCACUCCUCCUCCUCCUCCUCUUCCUCCUCCUCCACCACCUCCUCUUCCUCCUCGUCCUCCUCCUCCUCGGCAGGCAGGGAGAACGGACAGAUCCAGAGGAGGAGCCUCAAGGACUUCAACUUUAUCAAGGUUCUCGGCAAAGGCAGCUUCGGCAAGGUGAUGCUGGCAGAGCUGAAGGGGACGGAGGAAGUUUACGCCGUCAAAGUUUUGAAGAAGGACGUGAUCCUGCAGGAUGACGACGUGGACUGCACCAUGACCGAGAAGCGCAUCCUGGCCCUCGCCCGCCGACACCCCUACCUCACCCAGCUUUACUGCUGCUUCCAGACACGAGACCGUUUGUUUUUUGUAAUGGAAUAUGUGAACGGAGGAGACCUGAUGUUCCAGAUUCAGCGAUCCAGGAAGUUUGACGAGCCUCGCUCUCGUUUUUAUGCCGCCGAAGUCACCUCAGCCCUCAUGUUCCUGCACCGCAACGGGGUCAUCUACAGGGAUCUGAAGCUGGAUAACAUCCUGUUGGACGCAGAGGGACACUGUAAGCUGGCAGACUUCGGCAUGUGCAAAGAGGGCAUCAUGAACGGAGUGACCACCACCACCUUCUGUGGCACGCCAGACUACAUCGCCCCUGAGAUCCUGCAGGAGCUGGAGUACGGAGCCUCCGUGGACUGGUGGGCCCUCGGGGUGCUGAUGUAUGAGAUGAUGGCUGGACAGCCUCCGUUCGAAGCCGACAACGAAGACGAUUUGUUCGAGUCAAUUCUCCAUGAUGACGUCCUGUACCCCGUGUGGCUCAGCAAAGAAGCUGUUUCUAUCCUCAGAGCGUUCAUGACCAAGAACCCGGCCAAGCGUCUGGGCUGCGUGGUGAGCCAGGGCUGCGAGGAGGCCAUCAAGACCCACGCCUUCUUCAGAGAGAUCGACUGGGUCCUGCUGGAGCAGAGGAAAGUCAAACCACCCUUUAAACCAAGGAUUAAAACCAAGCGAGAUGUGAAUAACUUUGACCAAGACUUCACCAAGGAGGAUCCCGUGUUGACGCCCACGGACGAGGCCAUCAUCCGACAGAUCAACCAGGAGGAGUUCAAAGACUUCUCCUACUGCGCCCCCGAGGAGACGCAGACCUAACACUUACAGACACACACACACACACACACACACUGAUCCAACAACACUAAACCUGGCACGCACGUACGCACACAUUGCUGACACUCAUACAUGUGUAGAACCAUCAAUCCCUUUACAAGACACACACACACACACACACACACACACAUGCACACACAAUCACUCCUUUACUUUGAAGCUAUUGGUUGUUGUUACUUUUUGGAAUAUUCUUUACUUGCAUUGUGUUGUUCUUGUUGCCUGGGUUAAUUAUGAAUAUAAAUAUGAAUAUGACUAUGAAUAUGAAUAUAAACACCUGCACAUGCUGUCAUACACACACACACACGCACACACACACACGUUGCACACUUUUAAUGCAGACACACCCACACACACUACAAUCCCGAGUUUUGCUCCAACACAAACACUCUCACUGCACAUGCUCAGACAACCGAACACAUACACACACACACACACACACACACACACACACACACACUUACACUGCUUCUCUCCCCAGCACCAGGACUGUACAGUGGGUGCUGGGUGCAGAGGCCUGUAUAUAGCCUGUGUUGAGUGGCUGUAUUGUGUUGGUAUUGUCUGCUAGUAAAGGAGAGUCGUGGCGCAUGGACAAGCACCCUACCUGUGUUAUUACUGUCCUUAUUCUGGACCGGUUAGGGCCAAAUACCCUUUGUGCAAUACCCUGACUAUCUAUAUAUUUUAUUUGUUUUGUUCAUGUAUUAUUUUUGUGUGUGUGUUUUUUUUCCUCAUUUUUUUUCUUUGUUGUUGUUGUGGUAUGAAUGAAGUCUCGCGCUCAUCUACAACGGAGUGUUAGAGCCACAAUGGAAAAAAAAAGAUUUUUUAUUUUGAGAAUAAAAUCAUGAUAUCACGAGAAUAAGUUGUAAUUUUGAGGGGAAAAAGUCGGAUUAUGCGAAUAAGUUGUAAUAUAAUGAGAACGAAGUCACACUAUUUAAAAAAAACAAAACAAAAAACAGUGGUAAUAUUACGAGAAUAAAGUUGUAAUUUAUUGGAAAUUAAGUCGUACAAUUUCAAGAAAAUAAAAGUUGAAAUAUUACAAGAAUAAAGUCGUAACUAUUGUAGAUAAAGUCGUACAAUUUCAAGAAAAAAAAGUUGUAAUAUUACAAGAAUUAUAGCCGUAAUUUUGUGAACAUAAAGUCCAAAAAUUUCAUGGAAAAAAAGUUGUAAUAUUACGAGAAUAAAGUUGUAAUUUAUUGACAAUAAAGUCAUACAAUUUUAAGAAAAAAAGUUGUAAUAUUGCAAGAAUAAAGUCGCAGUCUAUUGACAAAGUCGUACAAUUUUAAGAAAAGUUGUAAUAUUAUGAGAAUAGUCGUAAUUUAUUGACAAUAAAGUCAUAUAAUUUCAAGAAAAAAAGGUUGUAAUAUUGCAAGAAUAAAGUUGUAAUCUAUUAACAAAGUCGUACAAUUUUAAGAAAAAAAGUUGUAAUAUUACAAGAAUAAAUUCGUAAUUAUUGACAAUAAAAUUGUACAAUUUCAAGAAAAAAAGUUGAAAUAUUAGGAGAAUAAAGUCGUACAAUUUCAAGUAAAAAAAAAGUUUUAAUAUUACGAGAAUUAUAGCCAUAAUUUUGUGAAAAUUAAGUCCAAAAAUUUCACGGAGAAAAAAAAAAAAAAGUCAUUUUAUGAGAAUAAAGCUGUAAUUGUUAUUAUGUCAUUAUGACCUUAUGACCAAAUUACAGCUUAAUUUUUGUAAUAUUACGACUUUUUUUUCUUGAAGUAGUGUGACUUUAUUCUUAUGGAACUCCGACUUUAUUUCCGCAAUUCUUUUUUCAUGAAAUUGCAGCUUUAUUCUAAAAUUAUUUAUUUUUUUCAAAAUCAUGGGACUUUAUUCUCAUUAUGACUUAUUUCUCAAAAUUACAACUUUAUUCUCGUAAUAUUAUGACUUUUUUUUUUUUUAAAUAGUGUGACUUUAUUCUCAUUAAAUCGCAGCUUUAUUCUUGUAACAUUGUGACUUUUUUUCUCAAAGUGAUGACUUUAGUCUCGUAAUAUCACUACUUUUUUCCUUGAAAUAGCAUGACGUUAUUUUAAUUAAAUUAUGACUAUUUUUUUUCUUCAACGUGGCACUAAUUCUCCGUCGUACUCAUCCUCCUCCUGUCUCGUGUAUAUAAAAUGAAUGUUGAGCUUACAAGUUACAGGCUAUGGAACUAAUUAUGUGGAGCAGAGUGUUACAGGCGGCCUGUGUAGCAGCGUAAAGCCCGAUUUCCACUUCUUUCAUCUGUCUGCUAAUUUCAGAGUCUGUCAGUCGUGCCGGCGUGAAUGUGCUGGCCUGUGGGCGUUGGGGUUUUUUUGUUUGUUUUUUAUGUGAAUGAACAUUUUCAUAUGUGUGAAUGCAUGAUUUUUCUUUCUCCCUGUUGGUGUGUGACUUCGUCCUCAGCAUUUCUGUUUCUAUAGUUACCAUCAGUGUUUUCAGCCCUCCCUCCCUCCUCUUCCUUCCCCUCUCCUCCAAAGCACCGAUUCCCCUUUCCUGCCUCCAGCAGCUGUCUCACUCAGCCAAAACCACUUGCUUUUCUGACUUUUGCUUUUUUUUCAAGAAUGGCUUUUCUUUCUUAUUGCUCUGUUUUUUAUCAUAGCUAUUAUUAUUAUUAUUAUUAUUAUUAUUAUUAUUAUUAUUAUUAUUAUUGUAAAGUGUAUCUGGAGGAAAUCUUUGUGUAAAAUACUAUAACUAUACUAUCAUAGGUCUGUUACAGCCGGGGCGAAGAGAAAUGUGGAAAACCAGCAGCUGAAUUACCUCUCAUUUCAAACACACACACACACACACACACACACACACACACACAAACAAACAAAAAACCUACCCACACACAGACUCUCUCCUUUGCCUCCUCCCUCUUCCUCUCUCUUCUUCUGUCUUACAGACACACACACAUGCACACACAGAGAAGGACUGUUGUCGCGUGUACUGUACAGUGAUUCUGAAGGCGAGCUGGUUGCUCUGUGUGCAGUAGAGUCGGUGUGUAGUGAAGCUUUGUGCACCCAGGGGUAGGGCUGUUCCUGGUCACACUAUCAUACUCUGUGCCAAAAUGUAGUGCAACAGCCAGGCUAGUCCUGUCUGGUCUGAUUCCAAUAAAACACUGAGCUGUCUACAUCACUCCCAGACUCCUCUGCGUCCUCUUUCCCUCCUCGCUCUUUCUCUUUUUCUUUUCUUU
This is a messenger RNA of Epinephelus moara (kelp grouper), 6263 nucleotides long. It is a transcript of the gene prkcea, whose product is annotated as protein kinase C, epsilon a. Gene Ontology annotation, molecular function: ATP binding; diacylglycerol-dependent serine/threonine kinase activity. NCBI's taxonomy places the organism in Eukaryota, Metazoa, Chordata, Actinopteri, Perciformes, Serranidae. The transcript has 15 exons. Gene Ontology annotation, biological process: protein phosphorylation. The record is from RefSeq and is a predicted model, not a curated record. The coding region runs from base 863 to 3106 and encodes 747 amino acids.